Owenia fusiformis is the source of this 955-nucleotide messenger RNA. Lineage: Eukaryota; Metazoa; Annelida; Polychaeta; Sabellida; Oweniidae. The record is from the annotation of a GenBank genome assembly.
GUUCAGUUCAGACUAUGAAUUUAAGAUAGAGAUACUGUAAUAAUACAGAAGUCAAUAUGAAUUUCUUUGGAUUACUUUCUUUCUUGCUCCUGACAGGGGAAUGCCUUGUAAGAUGUUCACAUGAGGAGCAUCUUGAAAAAUGCUUGAUGUUAUGGCCAGAAAUUUCUAAGGAGCAACCAUCCCCAGAACCAGGACUAGAGUGUCCAGUAUUUCAAGAGAAAUCCUGCUGCUACAAGGGAGCAACAGAGCCUAUGUUGUCAGAUCAGCAAGUCCAGGGCAUUACAUACUACAACCAUUGUCCCCAGAAGACAGAACUCUCAGCUCAAUGUCACCAAGAAUUCUUCGAUGAGCUUUGCUUCUUCAUGUGUUCACCUGAUACUGGACCUUGGAUCACUUUUGCAACACAUGAGGAGCCAGUGAGGGAUAGAUUCAUAGAUGUACCAAUAUGUCCUGAAGUGUGUGAGAAGUGGUGGCAGGCAUGUAAACAAGAAUACACAUGUACAGACAACUGGUAUCUUGGCUUCAACAUGUCAACAGGUAGAAACCACUGCCACAACAUUGAUGACUGCAAACCUUAUACAGAAAUCUUUAAAACUGCUAAAAACUUUUGCGAAAGCAUCUGGGAUUUCUCAUUUAAAGUAGUUGAUGAAGGAGAACCGUGUAUGAACUUUGUAUAUGAUCUUACAAAGGAUGAUAAUAAUAGGAGAGUAGCUGAGAUGAAGGCGAAAGAGUUGAGUGAACUUGACAAAAUCAAGAAUGUUGAAUUAUAGGCUUUUCCAGAUAUUAUUCUAUUAACCUUUUGAAUCGGUAGCUUUGAAUCCAAGGAUCAGAAAUUGGGUUGAAACCAGGGAAUUUUCUCAUUUUUGCAAGCUUUUGACAUUUUAUUACGACAAGUGAUGCUCAAUUUAGUGAAAUUAGCAAGCAGUGAUCAUUUCUUCACAUUUUAAAACAUAAU